AAUAAACAUACAAAAGUCUGUUGAUUGGAAUUUUUGAUUUUUUUCACGAAUUUUGAGUGAAAAGUUUGAAAAUUAGGAGAAUGGCAUCUUCAUUUACUUGCGAAAAAUGUGGGAAACCAUUUACAAAGAAGUACAAUUUAAUUAGGCAUAUAAAAGCUUGUGAUUUAAGAGUAACUAACAUUAGUAAAAAACACAUAGUUUGUCCAUUGUGUUCCGAAGAAUUUUUUCGAAGCUCUACAUUGGAUGAACAUUUGGAAAAAAAUCAUGAGACGAAUAUUAUAUGCGAACAAAAAGAGUUUUUAACGUAUGAUGAUUUUCAAGCAUGGAAAGAAGAAAUUGAAAAAAGUUCGCAGUCUUUGUACCGGAAGGCUUCUGUCAAUAAUAAAGCCAUGUAUGCAAUAUAUUACAGAUGUCAUCGUAGUGGUUUCUUUCGCUCUGCCAGCACCGGAAAACGUAAGGCUUCUACCAGAGGAAGUUGUAAAAUAGACAGAUAUUGCCCAUCUAGAAUCAUCGCGAAAAAAUCAACAGAUCGAGUCUUCGUCCGAUACUUCCCUACUCACGUAGGGCACGAUACAGAUAUUCGUUUUCUUCAUCUACCUAAAACUAUCGAAGAAACAAUCGCACAUAAACUAGAACGAGGGGAAUCGUUGAAUGAGAUUUUAAAUAAACGAAAAGAGUUCAUACCGAAUGGGAACUCGGAAGAGACGAAGUUAAUUAACAGGAAAAAAUUGCAUAAUAUCAGACAAAAGUACAGCAUUCCUUACGCUGGUAACCAUUUCUUGAACAGAUCUAAAUCCAAAUCUGCGAUAGACGAAGAUACUUUAGUUGGACACAAUCAACAAACGAAAGAAAAAGAAGAACUGUAUAUUGAGGAGGCGACAGUCGUUGUGACAAACUCCGAUCACAUUAAGGAAAAUUUUAAUGGCGUUAAGGAAAAUUUUUUGAAAGAUGAUGUGUGUGUUGGAUCUUCGAGUCAUUAUGAUUUCCAUCUUUCGCCAUCAAAUUCGUAUAUUAGAGAAGAAAUUUGCGAAACUUCGCACGAUCUUACUCGAAGUGUUCCGGAAUUUAUUGGAAACGUUUCUAAAAAACUAAACCAAGCGCUUCAAAUUGUUGAUACGAAUGGUAUACAAAUGAUUAAUAAUGAAGAUCAAAACAAGAUUAUGAGUUGUCUUGAUGAAGUUUUGACGAUAUUGACUAAUUAUAAUUCGUUGCAGUAAAGGGUACGAUCAAUCCCAUCAUUUGACUAACUAAGUUGAUGAGAUGAGGAUGACAGCGAUUAUUUUAUCCUCAGUUUUGGAUUAGAAACUCCAUGAUUCUUCAAAAUUCAGAAGGCCAGAAGCAUAAUUUGAAUUUUUAUUUCAUACUCGUAUUGAUGGAUUUUAUUGAUGGGGUUUUUACUGGUGAGAAGAUCAGAAUCGGAUUUUUCAAGCCUCAACGAAGGUUAUGAUUCGAAAAUCGAAAACGUCGUAUCAAAUUUUUUUCAAAGAUAAAUUCAUGUUUAUUUUCCAGUGUCAUGUUUGUGAUAUGAUAUGAUAUGAUAUUUUUUACAUGUGUGUAUUAUACUUGAAUUUGUUGCCUAUAA
This is a messenger RNA of Planococcus citri (citrus mealybug), 1582 nucleotides long. RefSeq lists its product as uncharacterized. The transcript is spliced from 5 exons. NCBI's taxonomy places the organism in Eukaryota, Metazoa, Arthropoda, Insecta, Hemiptera, Pseudococcidae. Bases 81 to 1217 code for a protein of 378 amino acids. The record is from RefSeq and is a predicted model, not a curated record.